Molecule: messenger RNA, 2241 nt
Organism: Paramisgurnus dabryanus
Lineage: Eukaryota; Metazoa; Chordata; Actinopteri; Cypriniformes; Cobitidae
Gene: ptp4a2b
Product: protein tyrosine phosphatase 4A2b
Biological process (GO): protein dephosphorylation
Source: RefSeq, a predicted model, not a curated record
UGACGCAGUUACUGUAUGACUCCGCCCUCUUCAGUUCUACUCGAUUCAGUUUCACGGAGAGGUCGAAAAAACGACUUCACCCUCAAAGCGGUUACGACUCUACGUCCACUUUCUCUGGAGAUUGCCAAGGGAUUUCAAUGUUUGGCCCGUUAUUUUGUUUCCGUGUUGAUUCGGAUCGCACAUAUAUGGCGUUUGUGACUGUAUGCAGAGAGUUCUGCCAGGCUCAGCACCUCACCUUCGUGGACAAGUGAAUUUUUAGCCACCUUCGGGACUACGCUACCCAGAAGCCCCCUUGACAGCCACCACACUGGGUCUCGUCUGUCUCACUUAUACCCUCUUGGGAUCACGCAUAGUCGUCUGCCUCGCCUCACUUCCUCCCUAAAGUAUUUUCUCCCUGUAGCCAAUCAGAAACUCUCCUCCUGAAUGGGGUAAUCUCAAUUGUGUCUAUUGGAUGACUGAAGGAUAGUCUCCCAUUUUCCUUGUUUUUCCUUUCAAGAUUCUCAUCGCUUUUUUAUACAUCCCUUGAACAUUGUGGACUAGAUCACUCUCCUUUUUGUUACUUCUUCCAGUAGUGUAGUGUCCACUCUCCAUUGCACCCUUUUUUUGUCUAUUUAUUUUUUCAUACUGCUGACAUCUGAGCCAAAGAUUCUUUUAAAAAGAAUAACAAAGGAACAGGAAUCAUAAGUACUUCAUUAUAAUUGUUUUAAAGACGUCUUGCCAAAAUGAACCGCCCUGCCGCUGUCGAGAUUUCUUACGAAUGCAUGAGGUUUCUCAUCACGCACAACCCCACCAACUCCACUCUCAACAAGUUCACUGAGGAGCUCAAGAAGUUUGGGGUAAACACAGUGGUGAGAGUAUGUGAAGCCACCUAUGACAAGGCACCAGUAGAGAAAGAGGGCAUCCAGGUCCUGGAUUGGCCCUUUGAUGAUGGAGCUCCACCCCCAACCCAGAUUGUAGAUGAUUGGUUAAACUUGCUGAAGACUAAGUUCAGAGAGGAGCCGGGAUGCUGCGUCGCAGUUCAUUGUGUGGCAGGGUUGGGCCGAGCACCUGUGCUGGUAGCCUUAGCUUUGAUAGAAUGCGGCAUGAAAUAUGAAGAUGCGGUGCAGUUCAUAAGACAGAGGAGACGUGGAGCGUUCAACGCCAAACAGCUUCUUUACCUCGAAAAAUACAGAACUAAGAUGCGUCUGCGGUUCAAAGAUGCAAAUGGGCACAACUGCUGCAUCCAGUAGUGCGUCUCUCAUAUAAUAUUUUAGAGGGAAAUUUAAAAAAAGUUGUGGGUUAUAAUUGUGGUGAUUUAAUAAAAUCAAACAUGGCUUAUUGAUCACAGAGAUGUUAUGAAUGAAUGAAAGCUGAUCUUUUGGAUUCACCAGCAGUAUGAGAGGGGUUCAAAGCACACAGAUGAGCCCAUAACCUGCUUGAUAAAUCAGUGUAAGCUGUCACGGGCAAGAUACACACAGUUCCCUGAGAUUUCCCAAAUUUUUAAUCAUGGGAUGACCUUAUAUUUUGUUAUUUUAGAAUGAUGCUUUUGAACCAUGAUGAAAUAUUUAGAGUUGUUAAAUGCUGUCAUUUUAAUUUUUAUUUUGAAUUUUUCUAUCGGGCAUGUUCCUUUUUUUUUUCACAGACAAUAGCCAAUUUUGUUACAAAAACAAGUCUAUAAGUAGGCAUAUGAUAUUUUUGCACAAAAAAGUUUUUUUUUAAAUCUCCAAUGCAGCAGUUGCCCCCUUGAAAUCACUUUUAAAUUAGGGUUUGCUUAGGUUUUAAAUAUAUCAGCUGUAUUUAUUCACUAUAAUUAGUGUCUUGUCAGGAGUGUGGGUUGGGUUAGACACUUUUCUUUUUUUUUUAAAUGGAGCCAUGUUAUUUUCUCUCAUAUUUUUAAUCUCUGGGGAGUGCAAUAUUCAGUCCAGCUUAGAAAAGCCCUCACCCUUAGGACCGUCCUACAUCAAUAUUAAAGUACAGGAGAUACAGUGUUGGAAACAGAGGAGGAUACUUGGCCUGUCUUAGAUACUCUCUAUAGCUGCUCUUUGCUGGCUGAUGAGUAAGAAAGCUUUACUGUUGACACCCACACAUGACAUGUGUACGCUUUAUCACUCUACUGUUUAGCCCACAGAAACACUGAAGGAAGUGAGAGGCAGGGAGAUUGGUCAGCUCUGAGUUUUGUUUUUUCUUUUUUAUCAUUGUGCCCAUUUUGAAAUCACCCCCACUUUGUCUUGGUUUUAAGAUAAAUAAAUCAAUUGAAAUCAA